AUGCGACUGUGCGGGAGCGCAGGUGCAACCACAGCGACUGCUGCUGCUGCUGCUGCUGCUGCGGCAGGGCCCGGCCUGGAGGGACACGGGGAGGUGGGAGAGGGGCUCUCGGGCGCCUGGGAGCAGUGCCGAAGGGACAAGUGGAAUGCCCUCCUCCAGGAGACAAAGAUCGCGCUCUCCAAUUCCCCACUCUACCAGUACCUGCAGGAUUUGGGACACACGGAUUUCGAAGUAUGCUCAGCCGUGUCGCAGAAGGCAGAGCCAUGUGCAGCAGGAGGAGGCCAGCAGGAAUGGACCACUCGUGCUGCCCAGCAACAAGGCAUCCUGUCGAAGCUAGCUGAGGUCUUUAGAAGUUGGUUUCCUUUUCCCCAGUAUAAGAAAAAUGAUGACAUUCUUCACCGACUGGAUGUUGGAUUUCGGUGUGACACAGUCCGUACCAUCCUGCAGCAGGAAGUUCUGCUGCAGGAGGAUGUGGAGCUGAUUGAGCUGCUUGACCCCAGCAUCCUGUCUGCAGGGCAGUGCAGGCAACAGGAAAAUGGACGGCUUCCAACCCUGCGCUCCCUAGCAACUCCUAAUAUUUGGGACGUCUCGCUGCUGCUCGCCUUCCUAAGCGCGCUGCUUGCGCUCCCGUCGUGGUGCGAGGAGGCCUCGGGGCUGCUGUGGGGACUGCUCCUGCUCGCCUACGCCUCCCUGCGCCUGUGGGGCACGUGGAGGACAGCCAAGCUGCAGAUGGCCCUGCGAAAGCACUGCCUUCAGCUGGAGGAAACGGUGGCAAAUAGCCGAGCUUUUACCAAUCUCGUGAGAAAGGCUCUGCGACUCAUCCAAGAGACUGAAGUCAUUUCCAGAGGAUUUACCCUGGUCAGUGCCGCUUGCCCAUUUAAUAAAGCUGGACAGCAUCCCAGUCAGCAGCUCCUUGGUCUCCGCAAAGCUGUUUAUCGAUCCGUCAGAGCCAACUUCCGAGCUUCAAGACUGGCUACUCUCUACAUGCUGAAAAACUACCCCCUGAACUCCGAGAGCGACAACGUGACCAACUACAUCUGCGUCGUCCCGUUCAAGGAGCUGGGGCUGGGGCUCAGCGAGGAGCAGGUGUCCGAAGAGGAGGCCCACAACCUCACGGACGGCUUCAGCCUGCCCGCGCUCAAGGUUCUCUUUCAGCUCUGGGUCGGGCAGAGCUCCGAGUUCUUCAGGAGGCUGGUGCUGCUGCUCUCCCCGGCCAACGCGUCCCCCCAGCCCCUGCUCACGCCGGAGAGUUUGCCUCACCACGUCUUGUCYGACGUGACUCAAGGCCUACCUCAUACCCACGCUGCCUGCUUGGAGGAGCUCAAGCGAAGCUACGAGUUCCAUCGGUACUUUGAAACCCAGCAUCAGUCGGGUUUUGAGCGGGCAACCAGAAAGAAGCAGAAGUCAAAAGAGCUCAACAGCCUCCACACGGCGGUCCGCAGCCUGCAGCUUCACCUCAAGGCCCUGCUGAACGAGGUAAUAAUUCUUGAGGAUGAACUUGAAAAGCUUGUUAGCACUAAGGAGACACAUGAGUUAACAACAGAAGCCCAUCAGGUUCUGGAACAAAAACUGAAGUAUAUUCAGCCUCAUAUCCAGGCAAGCAACAGCUGCUGGGAAGAAGCCAUUUCUCAGGUGGAAAAAAUGAAUCGAAGAAACCCGGAUCAAAAAGGCCAGCUUGAGGCUUCCUGGGACAACAUCCAGCAUACGGCAGUACCCUUAAUGCAGCCUGCCCUGCACAUUGAAGACAAAGAUCCGAUCCCUGAAGAGCAGGAAUUGGAAGCAUAUGUUGAUGAUUCAGAUAUGGACAAUGAAUACAAAAAGGAAGAUUUYUACUGCUUUUCCCAGGAAGAGAGAGAGAGACAAAAACGGGAGCGAGAGGAAUCCAAGCGGGUGUUACAGGAAUUGAAAUCUGUGCUGGGAUUUAAAGCCUCAGAAGCAGAAAGGCAGAAAUGGAAACAGCUGCUAUUCAGUGACCAUGCUGCAGUGAAACCCUUGUCACCUCUAGAGCCACUGAAGCUACUAAAUAAUUUGGAGUCACCUCUGAAUUCAGGUACAGAAAAUCAGGACUGUAGCCAAAGUUGUGACAAAUCUGAAGAAAGGGACUCGAAUCCAUCAGUGAACGCUGCUGCUAAAAGCAGGACAGAGUGUUUGUACGAAGAUGCUGGGACGGAGGCCAGCAGGGACAGUGCCACAGAUGAAGGUGUCCCUGCAGAGGCUGGGCGAAGCAGCUCCCGGUGUGAAGGGGAAGGAGAGGAGCGGGAGGCGGGCGACGUGCCGGGCGGUCCGUGCCCGCACGCGGCGCACUCGGAUGUCAGGCACAGGCUGGCUCAGCUCCACAGAGCCACGGACUGGAACUUCACAGCUGGUCUGGCUGCACAGGUUGCUGCCAGGUCUCUAACUUUUACCACAAUGCAAGAACAGACUUUCGGAGAUGAGGAGGAGGAGGAGGAGGAGGAGGAAGAAGAGAAGAUCCAAGAGAAUGAAAACCUGAUUGAAGAGGGUGAGAACGAAGGCAGAGGCUCAGAAAAUGGAAAAGUAGUACAGGUGUGACCUGAACUUUCUUAGACCAAUAGCAGGUGAUUUGGAUAGAAAUAACUAAGGUGGGAGCUUGAGGAUAAAAGUUCUAGAUGGAAAAAUGGAGACCUAAAUGUAAUACGCCUUGUUCCCCAAGAAUGACACACUAAAUAAGACUUUAAGUAUAUUGAGAAUUUGCAGGUAAGAGGAAUUUAGGUUGCAUCUGAAAAAUGGUUGGCUGGUGCCUCUUGAAGACCCUACCAGUGGGUUUGGGAAUUUACCUAAAUAUUUUCCC
Messenger RNA from Nothoprocta perdicaria, 2809 nucleotides. It is a transcript of the gene VEZT, whose product is annotated as vezatin, adherens junctions transmembrane protein. The coding region runs from base 1 to 2550 and encodes 849 amino acids. Gene Ontology annotation, biological process: cell-cell adhesion. The transcript is spliced from 12 exons. The record is from RefSeq and is a predicted model, not a curated record. Gene Ontology annotation, molecular function: myosin binding. Lineage: Eukaryota; Metazoa; Chordata; Aves; Tinamiformes; Tinamidae. Gene Ontology annotation, cellular component: plasma membrane.